UUAACUAAACCAUUAUGGUGUAUACGUUGUUUGGAGUUUUAAAAGUACUAUAAGUAAUAUUUUUGGCAGUACGUGUUGUUCUAGUUUAUUGUUAUUUUACAGAUAAGGUUAGUUUAGCGAUAAUCAAAUAUAUUACAAUUUCAAAUUCGUAGUAGCGUUCUAGUCUACUGCUUUUCGUUUGAAAGUAAUUUUACCAUUUUAUAAAAAGACGUCUUUAACAGAAAAACAACUUUCUUUAAAUUAAGUAUGGAGUCAAAUUCUUCACAGAUAGAUGAUCAACAAUUCGGCAAAUUUCAUCCAAUCGUUCCUUUUGGGGCAGUUGCAGUUCCUUUUUUGCUUGUGAAAUUCGGUAUCAGUGAGUUCGUUGUAAAAAGAAUAGCCAUACACUAUGGACUUCAUAAAGGAAAUGUUCGCCGAAAAUCUUCUAAUCUUCAAAGUGAUGAACGUAACUUAAUACCAAAUAAAAAGAAGAAGUCAUCAAACCAGCCCAUAUACUCCAAAUUUGAUAAAUUUUGCGAAAGUGGGAACAAAUUCGUAUGGUACACCUUCAUAUGGACCUAUGGCUUAAUAAUGCACUGGAAAAGACCAUGGAUGUGGGACAUCGAAUCCUGCUGGAGAGACUUUGGAAAUGGUUUGCCUCGCGACGUUUGGUACUACGGAGUCUUCUUGACGGCCACAUACCUAGAAACUUGUGCAAUGCACUUCGUAAGCGUGAGACGAAAAGACUCCAAUAUGAUGCUUGUCCAUCAUAUUUGCCUAAUGGGCAUAGUAGCAGUAGUGUGGCACUAUGGUCUUUAUGCGAUCGGUACUCUAAACAUGUUUUUGCACGAUUUUUCUGACAUUUUUAUUGAACUUGCUAAAUGUACAAAAUAUCUUAAAUUUGAAGUUCCUACAAAAGUUUUAUUCGUUAUGUUCGUAGUGGCAUGGUUAGUUUGCAGAAUGUACCUCUAUCCGACUUGGUUCUUGCGGUCUUGUAUCGAAGAUCGGUAUGGUGUAUUAAGAAAAAUCAACUUGUACUACUAUUGGAAUGGAGUCAGUUUAGUUUUGUUGGGUCUGCAUACCAUAUGGACGUAUAUGAUUUUAAGAUCAGUCGUAAGAGCCAUUCGAACAGGAGUUCCAGAAGAUGAUAGAUCUGACGAUGAUGAUGAUACCAAAGAUGAAUAAAUAAUGUUUUUAUAGUCUUUUCUAAUUCAUUUUAAUUAAAUUUUAAUCAAAAUUA
This is a messenger RNA of Diabrotica virgifera virgifera (western corn rootworm), 1219 nucleotides long. Its product is annotated as ceramide synthase 5-like. The transcript has 2 exons. Gene Ontology annotation, molecular function: sphingosine N-acyltransferase activity. The record is from RefSeq and is a predicted model, not a curated record. Gene Ontology annotation, biological process: ceramide biosynthetic process. NCBI's taxonomy places the organism in Eukaryota, Metazoa, Arthropoda, Insecta, Coleoptera, Chrysomelidae. Gene Ontology annotation, cellular component: membrane. The coding region runs from base 247 to 1164 and encodes 305 amino acids.